UACAUAUAGUUUUAAUAUUUGAAACCAUACAGUUUUCUGCAUUUUUAAUAAUUCAUCAGGGUCCUUUAUAAGAUAAUCUAGAAGCUGGAAGGAAAAGUGUCAGGAUCUCUGCUAUUAAAACAUAAUACAUGUAUAUAAUCACAAAUCAUGCUCGGUUCUCUGUUUCUGAUGUGGUCUGUCAAUCAACAAUAAAUGCCUGUCAGACUAACACUGAAUCUGAUCAAUAAGGGAUACAGGAAUGAUCUUCAGAUACAGCACUAAUUCUUCUGGUGGCACUGGUAGGUGACAGUAUCAAUAUGUUUUUUUGGAAUGAGCUCCACAUAGCUAUUGAUCCCCCACCUAGCGGGGUCGGACUUGAACAUUCAGCGGCCGUGACAGGGACACGAAAUUGUCUGGCAGUGUUUAUGUAUAUACGAAAGAAUUACCGCACAGAGUGGGAGAGAUGUUCUUCUCUGAUAAUCAAUAUGUGUACUGUAUGUCACACCACUGGGUCUUUGUUUUCCUCCCAAACCUGCCUGAUAGAAAUAAAGAACUGAUAUUAUAUGUUGUCUCAGAUCAGAUGUGUAACUGCCUAACUGUCAUUGAUGGCAAAACACAGGGAUCGAGUACUCCGCUUUUUCAAGUUAUAUCAUUGGCCAUUGGAGAAACAGAGAGAGAUGUAUAUAUGAAAUUUUACAUCAAUUUUUGAGUUAAUGUCUGAAGAUCUUAAAUCUUCUUGGUACCAAAUACCGGGUAAAAGGGAAAAAUUCAAUACAUCUAGAUCUAUCUCAAAUAGCUAUUAAUCUAGAAAUUACAAGAAAAAGAAAGAGGGCUAUAUAAUCCCCUUUCUUAUUAUACUUUAAAGAAAAAAAUUGUGUAAGAAGGUAAUUCAAUUUUUAGGCAUUAAAAUGUCAAAUAUUAGUUGAUUAAAAUGGGCUUAUUCGAAAAUUUUAAGAAUUCAUGAACUUCUAGGUCCUACAUCCCUUGAGCCCACAUCAAGGCUUUGCUUUGGAUCAAUUUGGAGUCUUAAGGCAACUGUUAGUCCUAGGCCUCCUGCUUAAUUAUAUGACACAUCAAACUUAUGUACCCGGUAGGACUAUGCUGGGCCACUGCAAAUGUUGACAACUUCCAUUUUCCAAUGAUUUUGUAAAGCAGUAUAAGAACUCCCCCUUGGUUCUUCUUUUGUCUGAACAAAAGAAGAGAGAACUGUUUGUGAUUACUUUGUUUUUACACUAACAUUGAUCUUCGGAGUUUCAAUACUCUGUAGAGAAAUCCUCUGUCUUUUGACAUCAGUUAUUUGCUAAAGUCAUCAACUGUCCAAAUUAUGGUUGAAGAAAUAAAAUUAAUUCAAAUUUGAAGUAAAAACUAAAACUCUUCUCCGAAGCCUCAUCUCCAUUGAUUUCAUCUCUCUUUUCCCCACCAAAAUGAUUCCAAAUCGUAUUUUAAUUGAAUGGGAGGGAAAAAAAUGAAGUGCAAAGACAAAUCUGUUAUUGAGGCUGCAUGGACCACUUGACAGCAUUAUGAAUUCCCCAGUGUCAUGGCUGAUUUCAAAGAGGCCAGAUCAAGGUAGGAUUCUGUCACUAGACAUGUAUGAGUCAUCUUCUACGAGCAGGAGAGGAAUCAGAUUGAAGCCUCUCCACACUCCGGUGCUUGUUAACACCACAGUCCGGAUUUUAUAAGAUACUUACCUCGAUUUGUGGUUCAUCAUGUUGGAGAAUUUUUUUUCAUUCAGCUGGUUCGUGUUUCAUUCAGAAAUGUGGACAUGUUUUAACCAAGCGUGGAAUUGUUAUGUUCAUGGGAAGAAUAUCGAUAAUGAAAACCAACUGCUUGAGGAUAUAAGUCCGACCACCAAGUCAGUCCGCGACUCCAAAACACUCCUCACGGAAAUGAGGGCUCAGAACUUUGAUGUCAUCAGGUUUGCCACCUAUCGAACAGCUUGUAAAUUGAGAUUCAUUCAGAAAAAAACCAACUUAUCCCUGGUCGACAUUUGGAACAUCAUCGAGUCUUUCAGAGAGAAUGGACUGAACACAUUGGAGCCAGACUCCGAGUUGAACUCAUCUCGCGUGGAGGCCAUCAUCUCUAGCCUGUUCUGUAACCUCAAUAAACGUCUUCCAUCCACACAGCAAGUCCAUGCCGACCAAUGUGUGAACAUGUUACAACACUGGAUUAUAUCAGCCUAUGACAGAGAAGGUUAUGGCAGAAUGAGUGUGUUUUCCCUGAAGGUGGCCCUUUCUCACAUGUGCUCAGGGAAACUGAUGGACAAGCUGAGAUACAUCUUCACACAGAUCUCGGACUCGAGUGGUCACAUGAUCUGGUCUCGAUUUGAGGACUACCUCCACGCCCUCCUUGCCCUCCCUGCCGCUGUGUUUGAGGGACCUUCCUUUGGAUACAAUGAAACCGCCCCCAAAAGCUGCUUUGACAAAAAUGCUCCGGUCAAUGUGAACGACUUUCUGAAUGUGAUGAUGGCGGACCCUGGACCACAGUGUCUGAUGUGGUUCCCUAUACUCAGCAGGAUGCCACAGGUCGAAAAUGUGUUUCAUCCGGUGCAGUGUGAGGGAUGUAACCGGGAAUCCUUUAUGGGAUUCCGUUACAAGUGUCAGCGGUGCUGUAACUACCAACUGUGCCAAGACUGCUUCUGGCGGGGCCGCGCCUCCAGUAACCAUAGCAACGACCAUCCCAUGAAGGAGUUCACUGUCUAUAAAUCUCCUGCAAAGCAGAUUGGACAUAACCUGAAGAAGACGUUUAAAUGUGUGCCAAACAAAUCAACGCAAUCCAAGCUCCCACAAUUCCCUGAUACACCAGAAAAAACGAUUGACCUCUCCUAUAUCAUAAAUCUCCCCUUUGAAGAUGUCAUGUCAUUACUUAAACCUCCUACUCCACUUCACCAUAACCAGCCUCGAAAUGGUUUCCAUGACAACCUCAUCAACCAGACCAUCAAUUCCUUGCAGCUGGAAGGGGAAAUGGUGCAGAAAAGCCCUAGAAGGAUCACAGCAAGUGUGGAGUCGAUUCAGGUGGAUGACGAGCACCGGCUGAUUGCCCGCUACGCAGCGAGACUGGCGGCAGACGCGGAAAACACAUCUGCAUUGUGGAAAUUAAGAUCUGCAAAAAGAAAGGCUAGAAGUCCAACAGAGCUAAACUUCAGCUUAGAUACUAACAAAGCCCAGAGAGAGCUAAUAUCCCAGCUAGAGGCCAAAAACAGGGAGAUCAUGAGAGAAAUCCACAGACUCCGAUCGGAACAAGAGGCACACGCUCGCAGUACAGAGAGUGCUGAGUAUAACCCGACCUUGCUGGCUGAACUCCGGCAACUCAGGCAGCGAAAAGAUGAGCUGGAGUCCAGAAUGUCGGCGCUACAGGAUAGCAGAAAGGAACUUAUGGUGCAGCUCGAGGGGCUCAUGAAACUGCUGAAGACACACCCCACUUCCCCUCGAGCCGUCCCCACAGAGAGCGUCUCCCACCCCCAGAACCUGUCCCAGUCUCUCCCUGACAGGUACCCCGCCCCCAGCAUCCCCACCACCCCUGCCAUGGAAUCCUCAAUGCUGGCCGGCCUUGGGGGUGAGGUUCGGCAGGCGUUCUAUAACCCCCGCCCCGGGGUGGAGAAUGUCAGGCUGAUCAGACAGGACCUGAUGUGUGCGGCCGACUCUGUGACCAGUGCCAUGUCUUCCCUUGUUAAGGAAUUCAACUCAGAGGCAAGUAGCAGUGAUGAAGAUGAAGACAACAUCACAAGACAAGAAGCCAACUUGGAGCUGGCGGAUGUAUCAGCUGUUGAAUCUCAGGAUGAUGUGGACAGCUGGCAUGAUGAAAUUCUCCAUCGCCUUGAUCAGGACCAGGACUUUCUAUCCCAGCUCAAGGCACGCCGACACAGGAACAGUAACCAAAGUGAUAGUGAAACUGAAAGCUCCCUGCCUCCAUCUUAUGGGACAGUAACAGACGGAGCCCUGCCUUACUCCUCGGUCACCAAUAACAACAGGGAAGGGACGGAAGAUGGCGACUCGUUCAUAACGACUGACGACAAGACGGAGGACGACGAUGCCGAGCUCUACGACAAUCACCCAAAGGAGCUCCCUAACAGAAUGACGUCCAGUACUCACACCACGGACGACGAGAGUUAUCUCCAGUCCGACGCGGACUCCUACAUCCGCACGGACGACGAAGAGAGCAGCAACACGGACUGGGAGGAGUCAAUGAAGAGAUGGGUCAACCGAUAGGUCAAAGGUCAGGUCACACGAAAGAGAGGCCAGAGGUCAAACCUGUAUAUUGAACAUGCAGGGGUUGUGCAAUUUGUUACCACAGAGAGAUUUAUAGGAAUUUCUAGUGAUGGGAACUUUUAUUCCUAGAUGGACUGAAGCGUGGGCAUUGAGCAGAAUGUUAUACAAGCAUCCUUAUCUAAUUCAGCAGAAUAGGUUGACAUUACAAAUUGUGAUAUUAGACUUUAGUGCUGAUGGACACUAAUUGUCCCUUCCUGGGAUUCAGAACUGAGAGAGAAUGUCUAUAUUUUCAUGUAAACAAUGUGUGGAUAUUUUAGUUGUAAAAUGCUGCUUAAAUUUAAUAGUACCACUAUCUCUAGUCAAUAAGGAUACAUCCAGGGCAGUUAUCCGAAAUUGUGCUAUAAUGAAUAUAUGCCUGGUAGUUUGUGUAAGCAUAUUGUUUUGAAAAUUGUGUGCAAUAGAUUAACAGAUUUUUUGUUGAUUCGGCAGCAUUCAUCAAUGUUUCAUUAGAUCUGUUGAUGUACCAAAUUUAAAGGAUGCUGAAAAUUUGAUUUAAAAUGAGCUUUAAUGAAGUCUAAGUAUAGGUCACUAAAAUCUGUCACUUUCUGUUCUGUAUACUUGAAUUAUGGAAUUCUGGCUCUAUAUUUUUAAAACCAUAAGGCCAAUCCCACAUACAAUUAAUGACUGGGCAAAGUUACAUUGUACAUCAUUUCAUUAUUCAUUAUUACAUUAUUAUAUUAAUUUUCUUCCCACCAAUUAAGAAGUGAGGCGCUUCAGAUUUUGGAAGUAUGAAAUCAAAGAUUAUUUUAACAAAACUUACUGCUGUAUUGUUCAUAAAUUUGUUAGUUCUCACACAACUGUUGAAAUUUCCAUUCUCAAAAGUGUAAAGGAUUCAUUCAGAAUAAGGUAUGCAUUAUUCAUGGGAAAGAAAAAGUUAAUGAGUUGACCAAGUCAUUCUGACAUGGAGCUGUAAGGAAUGUCAAAGCUGUACCUUAAUAGUACUUGUACUGAUGUACUCUCAUCCAGGCAUUUCAGAGCUGGGUCAGACGAAAUUACAGGAGAGCAUUAACAAUGCAAUAAUUGGUUGUAAUCCCAAAACUAUUGUCUAUCAAUACAAUGCAUGUAUCAAAAUUAAACUGGUGGGUUGUUAAUCCUGUAAUACUAUUCAUCAGAUUAAUAACUUUUAUUUAAGUAAGAAUAUUAUAUUUCUUAAUUCUAUUCAUGUAUAUGUAUCAUUUCAUUUUGUAAAGUCUUUUGUGCUUCUGUAUUUCUUAAAUAUCCAUCUUAACUAUCUACAAAAUGAAGUAAUCCUUAUUUUUACAUGUACAUACAUGUAUAUAUAUAGACAUGUAUAGUGAAGAAGGUGAUUUGACCUAAUAUUUAUUCCAUAUCUGUCCUACUUACCAGAAUAUGACUUUAUCUACAACAGAAAUCAGUCCCCCUAUUUUACUACCCCUCUAGUCCAGACUUAUCUCUACCUCUUCAUCACUCUCAGUAUUUAUAACUCCUGUCAAUCAAGAAUUUUUCUCCUGAUUUUUUAGCUCACCUAAUUUGUCACCAGCCAUUGGCAUUCAUAUGGUCACACAUUGAAAAAGGAGGUUUUUCCUUGUUUUCUUUGGUGUCUGUGAGAUAGCACUUUUUUCUAUCAAUAUUGAGAAUUCUAAAGAGACCAAUCUUACUUGGAGGAACAGAGUAGCUUAUUACGUAAACUGUUUUAUUUAAUAUUAACUUAUUUAGUUUGUAUCAUUUUAUAAAUGUUUUGUAUUUUGUUUUAAAAAUUUUCUUUCUAGAAUUUUAUCAUAGACUAGUGUGUCAUUAUUUGCAGAACAUUUAACAAUUAUCACCUUAUCAUCCCCAAAGCCUUUAUUCAAGUGUUCUUCAGUAAUCUGUUUGACCUGAUAAUGUUUUAUUGUGUUCAUUUGUAUGUGUUUACUGUACAAGUUGAUUAUAUAUUCAACCUGUCUUCUAAAACAUUGGAAAUCAUUCUCUUUGGAAUUAGGUCAGAGAUGAUCUUUUGAUUAUCCAAUGAAAUUUGGUGUUGCUAUUAAUUCUUUGCUACUUGUUUGGUCUAUGAGGUGUUUUUCUCUACAUCUGAUUAAAAUAAAAAAUCAGGCGAACUUCACCCAACAACAUUUAACAUAAAUGAAGAAUGAUUAAGAUGUUUUAAGUUAAACAAUCUUAUCAGAUAUUACCAACAGAAUGUUUAAUAGCUUUAUUAGAAGUCAUUAUCAGAAAAGUUUAACAGCCCUCUAAUACAAAGCUUACUGUGGAAUCAUUAAAAUUCGUGGGGGGUGUUAAUUCGUGAAUGAGAGGUACCCACGAAUUCCAUGAAAAUUGAGCCACCACGAAAUCUAAUGAUUCCACAGUAUCUUAAAAGUAUCUGUUUUAUGAAAUUCAGUGGUUGAAAGUCAUUGAUGUAUGGCUUAAAACAGGUUUGUUUAGAUUUUUAUGAAAUAGUAGCAGUCCAUUAAUUUUACAAAUCUUAUUGAUUACUGUAGUUAGAUUGAUUUGUAAUAUGCCAUAUCAUAAAAUCUGGCACAGGUUGUGUACCUUAGUUAUGUUAUUGCUGGGUUAUGUCACAACUUUACAUUUUGAUUUUUAUCCAAUUUACCUGGUAAAUAAAUUUUAUUUUGAGGGUGAAGAAUACAAAUGUGAUAAUAGUUUAGAGGUUGUAAUUUGUAAUACAGAGGCUGUGGAUAUGACAAUGGUGAUAUCAUGAUAAUGCUUUGAUAUUGUAAUAUAUGUAAUAUAAAAUGAUUGCAUUACACUGGUUUUACAAUAUGUAAAAUUAUUGUUAUUAGCCUAGUCCAAUGGUUUUAUGGUACAUGUAUUUUGUAACACAUAGUGGAUACCAAUUCUAGUAUGAUUACAUUUCAGUAAUUGUAAUUUGAAUGUAAUUUGUAAUACAUGUAUUUUGUAUUGCAGUGUUGAUAUUUGUAUUAGUAAUACAUCUAUAAGGUGAUUAUGCCAGUUAUAGAUUUAUAUAUGUACUCUUGGCCACUGAGAUUUUUUGUUAACAUGGAAACCAGUUGUUACUUGUUUUGUUUUUUUAUAUCAAGUUCAAAUCUGACAUCAGCGAUUUCAUGUUUCUUACAUAAAAUCAAAUAAACCUAGAAAAGAGA
Magallana angulata is the source of this 7306-nucleotide messenger RNA. Its product is annotated as dystrobrevin beta-like. The transcript is spliced from 20 exons. NCBI's taxonomy places the organism in Eukaryota, Metazoa, Mollusca, Bivalvia, Ostreida, Ostreidae. Gene Ontology annotation, biological process: synaptic signaling. The record is from RefSeq and is a predicted model, not a curated record. Gene Ontology annotation, molecular function: zinc ion binding. Gene Ontology annotation, cellular component: plasma membrane; synapse. Bases 1686 to 4184 code for a protein of 832 amino acids.